AUGGAGGAGGACGCGGCAAAAGAGAAGGAAUCAGAAACCAGAGAGGAAGACAUUGCUCUCAUUGAGUUCUACAGCGGCUUCAAGGACCUCUUUGAGUUCUUCUGCCUGAACACCACCAUCCAUGGAACCAUCCGCCUGGUGUGCUCCAGCCGCAACAAGAUGAAGACAGUGUUCUGGGCGCUCCUCUUCCUCGCCAGCUUCGCCAUGUUGUACUGGCAGUUUGCACUCCUGUUCAACCAGUACUGGGCCUACCCGGUCGUCAUGGCCAUGUCCGUUCACUCAGAGCCGAAGAUGUUUCCCGCCGUCACCAUCUGCAACCUGAACCCCUACAGAAUCCAUCAAGUCAGUAAAGACAUGGCCAAGCUGGAUAAGCUGGCCAGGGAAACAGUGUAUCUUUUGUACGGCUUCAACGUUCCACAGUCGGCUUUGGAAGAUGACGCCAGCGUCAGCCUGGAGGAGAAUUCGAACCGAGGGCCCAGCCAGGACAACAGCUCCAAGUUCCACCUGGAUCGAAGCAUCGCCCUCGUGAGGAUGGGAGGGAAAGUCGGCUUCCGGCUGUGCAAUGCAACGGGAGGGGCGUGUUUCAACAAAGUGUAUUCCUCUGGAGUGGAUGCCGUCCGGGAAUGGUACCGUUUCCACUACAUGAACAUCAUGUCCCAAAUCCCGCCCAUCAUCGACGUUUCCCUCGAGAAGGACCACAUCAGUGACUUGGUCUACUCUUGCCAGUAUGACGGAGAGCCCUGCCGACCCAGUGAUACUGAGCACUUCCAUCAUCCUGUCUAUGGGAGUUGCUACACUUUUAACAAGAACGGAACAGACAACUUCUGGAAAGCGUACAAGCCAGGAAUCAUUUAUGGCCUGUCUCUGAUCCUCAAAGUGGAGCAGAAGGACCACAUCCCCUUGCUGUCCACUGAGGCCGGCGUGAAAGUGAUGAUCCACAAGCACAACCAGACGCCGUUCCUGGAGCACGAAGGAUUCGACAUCCGCCCGGGGAUUAAAAGCACCAUCGGCAUCAAGCAGGAUGAGGUGACUCGGUUAGGUGGUGUUUAUGGAGAAUGCACCGACGACGGGGCAAACGUGAACGUCAAACUCAUCUACAACAGCUCUUACACUCUGCAGGCUUGUCUGCACUCCUGCUUCCAAACUAAGAUGAUUGAAAAUUGCGGCUGUGGGUAUUACUACUACCCUCUUCCCUCGGGGGCAGAAUACUGCAACUAUAACAAGCAUCCAGCCUGGGGACACUGUUUCUACCUGCUCUAUAACCAGCUCGCCCACCACCAGCUCAGCUGCUUCGACGACUGUCCUAAGAGAUGCAAGGAAACGUCUUACAAACUUUCAGCAGGAUAUGCAAAGUGGCCGUCGACCAAAUCGGAGAACUGGAUUCAUAAAGCUCUCCUGGCACAAAACAGUUACAACACGACAAGUGACAGGAAAGAUAUCGCCAAGGUGACUAUCUUCUAUGAGCAAUUAAACUACAAUUCCUGGGAUGAAUCACCGGAGUACACCGUGACUCUAAUCAUGUCUCUCAUGGGGAGUCAAUGGAGCCUCUGGUUUGGGUCCUCCGUGCUCUCCGUGGUUGAGAUGUUUGAGCUCCUUGUGGACAUCACCAUCUUGACCCUUAUCUUCUUGUACCGGCGGGUCACGGCCAAGAAGAAGCACAAGAUGUCGCACCCUCCUCCCGUCCCCAGUGUGAGCUUGACCUUGGAGAAAUAUCGAAGCGUGGAAGAAGGACUGGCCACAGACCAGGCCACUCACAGGACUUGGGCCAACGGUGACCGUGGCUCCUCUGUACAAACGGGUGAGCUCCCUCCGUACUCAAAAUAUAAGAAGUACCAGGUCCCAGAGCUGUACACGUCCGUGGUGCUUCAUGGAUUUAAACCACGAGAAGAGGGUGGUGUUGAUAUGGGGCCCAACCGCUAA
This is a messenger RNA of Varanus komodoensis (Komodo dragon), 1920 nucleotides long. RefSeq names its product sodium channel epithelial 1 subunit delta (gene SCNN1D). The record is from RefSeq and is a predicted model, not a curated record. Gene Ontology annotation, biological process: sodium ion transmembrane transport. Gene Ontology annotation, cellular component: membrane. The coding region runs from base 1 to 1920 and encodes 639 amino acids. The transcript has 12 exons. Gene Ontology annotation, molecular function: ligand-gated sodium channel activity. Lineage: Eukaryota; Metazoa; Chordata; Lepidosauria; Squamata; Varanidae.